CUUUUUCAGUUUUUAACCUUUCUCCAAAAAAGUGGGGUUCUUCUGGAAUCUCAAGCAUUGCAUUGGUUGCCCUUCUGGGUUGAGUCUCUUAUCUGCUUUUUCAAGGGAUUCAUAUCAGGCCUAACCUUGCUGCCAGACUGCACCUAGCCUUUUUGGACUCUAUCUUCCUAAGGGGCACAUGUUUAGCUUUAAUCUCAAGUUACUGGCCUCUGUAUAGGCAGCGGAUUCUAGUUCAUGAAGCAGGCUACCCCCUUGUUGUGCAACCCAUAACUUAUGGUUUGCCCAAUUCAUGGAGUGAUUUUGGAUCCAAUUGCUGCAAUGCAGAUGGGCAUCCAAGGGCAGGUAGUGAUUAUGAAUUUUUUUUAAUUACAUUUUUCUCUAAGUAUUUUUGUGAAGUAAAUCAAUCUGCAUGAUGUAUGCUGUUUGAUUCUUAAGCAAUAUAAUCUCUUGUUGACAACUUUAGUUUAUGGAAGUUAUUAAGGCCCAGACCCAGCAUUUGUCUACUGGCUGGAACUCAGUUUUGGGAUGAGAAAAUGAGUAAUGAGCUGGCUGAAGGACGAUUGAGUGGCUCUACCUUUGACAGGUUGGUGUCACUAGGUGGUGUCUCUGAUGUUUGAUGCUGCCUAAAGAUUUAGAUAUUCUUGCCUUAAAUGCAAGUUUAGCAUCCAAAUUAUAUUUAUUUCAUUUACUAUUUGAAAAAUUGGUAGAGUUACAGAUUGUUAUUCAUCAUGUCUUCGACGGUCAGUUUUCAGAUAUACUGACUUCAAACUCUAAGAAAGUUUCCCUGACCUAAAUUCUUGUUUCUGAUUCUCGUUCCUUCUAGGUCAUAAGGUCUAUAAUUCCAUUAGUUUCUAAUUAUGAUCACUGUUAUUUCAAGUGGAAUAAAUCUGUCUAAACAGGAGUUAAAAUAAACUAUUCUUCUAGGCAAUCUGCAGAAGUGCAUUGCAUGUUCUUCUCUCUUAAGGCUGUUAGUAAAUACGUCAUUAGCAAAAAUGCAUAUCAGGAAUAUUUUUCUACUAGUAUUGAUUAUAGUGAUGCAUGAUUAUAUGAUCAGGUACUGCAUGGUCCUUUUUGCUGGUAUUGCUGCUGAAGCUCUGGUUUAUGGUGAGGCUGAGGGUGGAGAGAAUGAUGAAAACAUGUUUCACAGCAUCUGUGUCCUUCUGCAACUGCCAUUGUCUGUAGCUCAGUAAAUCUGCAACUAUCUAUUUUCAUGCCUUUACUCCAUUAAUAGGUACUAAUUAUCCUCACCUAGAGAGAGAAAAGAUGCUAAUUACUGGUUUUCAUUACCUUGAGAAGAUUUCAAAUCAAGCUAGGUGGUCUGUUCUACAGUCUUUCAACAUGCUUAAAUGGCACAGGCAUGCUGAUCGAGCUACUGUCAGAGCUUUGGAAAGUGGUGGUAGUCUUAGUAUUGUAAUUAGGAGGAUUGAGCAAGCCAUGUCUUCUGGCAGAUGAUGUGCAGAAGAACAUAAACAUGCUUGUUUCUGUGGUCCAAUGAAGUUCAAGAGUUAAAUGUUCUAUAUGCACCUAUAGGAAGGCUUAGAUAACCAUCGUCUGUUCUUGUAUGGCUGGGCAUGGUGAACUGAGGCAUGGAAGCUCUGAAGCGUUACUCUGAUUAUUGUUCUCUACUCUUUUCCGUACUAAAGUAAAGACUAAUUGCAUGUGUCAUCACUUAUGAGAAAGAUUUUCCUCAAAUGAUAGGUUUCUUAGAAGGAGAAUGAAUGAUUCAACUUUUUUGAAGUUACCAAGAUAUGUCCUAACAGGCCACGGUGGGCGGUGGGCACAUCGAGGAAGUAACAAAUUUUGGAUCAAGCCUACCAUUUUUGACAUAUGUAGUCUAAAGAGAUGGUUCCUCUUGGUAUCUUUGCUGCAUUUAGACCACAAAUGUGAGCCAAGUUUCUCGUGUUCUCAUCUUUUUGUAAACAUUUUAGGAUCAGAGUGCCAUUUUUUCCAACGCUGUUUUGGUUGAAUGAAUGUUUGGUUUUGAGCCAUGGCCCCUUGAUUGUACCCCUAACUAAUUUGAUUAUGGUUUAAGCUUUUGCCCCAAUCAAGAUGUCUCCAUAUUCUCUUAGAACAAAAGACUACAACAUUUUGCACAUGCGCUUUAUUUGUAAAAGUUGUCAUUUUUUGGCUAAAUUUGUAUAUGUUCUCAUUAUUUUCCAAUAAAUGACAUUUGGUGGG
Rubroshorea leprosula is the source of this 2178-nucleotide messenger RNA. The record is from the annotation of a GenBank genome assembly. Lineage: Eukaryota; Viridiplantae; Streptophyta; Magnoliopsida; Malvales; Dipterocarpaceae.